CCAAUCCAGUCACAUAUAAAUAACUCAAUUCCAGAGCUUUAUGUAGGGUUUGAGUUGAAUCGACCUUUUUCGAGUUUGUUGAGGAUGGAUUCGGUUUCACAUGUACCUCCUGGCUUCAGAUUUCAUCCAACUGAUGAAGAACUUGUAGACUACUACCUAAGGAAAAAAGUUGCAUCAAAGAGAAUAGAAAUCGAUAUCAUCAAGGACGUUGAUCUUUACAAGAUUGAGCCAUGGGAUCUUCAAGAGUUAUGCAAAAUAGGAAACGAAGAGCAAAGUGAAUGGUACUUCUUUAGCCAUAAAGACAAGAAGUACCCCACAGGAACUCGAACCAAUAGAGCAACAAAAGCAGGAUUCUGGAAAGCCACGGGAAGAGACAAGGCUAUAUAUUUAAGACAUAGUCUUGUCGGUAUGAGGAAGACACUUGUGUUUUACAAAGGAAGAGCCCCAAAUGGACAGAAAUCGGACUGGAUCAUGCAUGAAUAUCGUUUAGAAACAAAUGAAAACGGAACCCCUCAGGAAGAAGGAUGGGUGGUGUGUAGGGUUUUCAAGAAGAGAUUGGCGGCGACAGUGAGGAAAAUGGGAGAUUACGAUUCUUCGCCAUCACAUUGGUACGAUGACCAGCUAUCUUUCAUGGUCUCGGAUCUCGAUUCCAACUCUCCACGGCGGAUUCUUCCAAAUCAUAAUAAUCAUUGUAAUAGACAUCAUUACCAGCAGCCAUUGCCUUAUGGCCUCAAUGCGUCUUCAGCUUAUGCACUAAGCAACAGUUCUAACCUGCAAUGCAAGCAAGAGCUCGAGCUACAUUACAACCAUAUGUUACAACAUCAACAACAAAAUCAUCAUCUUCAUGAAUCUAUGUUCCUCCAGCUUCCCCAGCUUAAAAGCCCUAACAGUAUAUGCAACUCUAUACCUUAUGGAUCAAGCAACAACGGUAAUAACACAAGAAAUAUUGGUAACUUGCAGCAAGCAUCAAAUCUCUCUCAUGAGGAACAACUGCAACAAGGGAAUAAUCAAAGUUUUUGCUCUCUUUAUUACGAUCAAGGAGUGGAACAAGUGACUACGGACUGGAGAGUUCUUGAUAAGUUCGUUGCUUCACAGUUAAGCAACGUGGAGGUUGCAGCCAUGGCUUCUGCUUCUACUCAUGAUAAUAACACCAAGAUCGAGGCGAGAAACAAUGCUUAUAAAAUGGAAGAUGAAGGAAUGAAUUUUUUGGAGGAUGAUUCGGAAGGGGUUGUUGAAAUGGGAGAAGAGUAUACAAAUUCUCAUGCUGCUUCUACUUCUUCGAGUUGUCAGAUUGAUCUCUGA
This is a messenger RNA of Eutrema salsugineum, 1302 nucleotides long. RefSeq names its product NAC domain-containing protein 26. The transcript has 4 exons. The coding region runs from base 85 to 1302 and encodes 405 amino acids. NCBI's taxonomy places the organism in Eukaryota, Viridiplantae, Streptophyta, Magnoliopsida, Brassicales, Brassicaceae. Gene Ontology annotation, molecular function: DNA binding. The record is from RefSeq and is a predicted model, not a curated record. Gene Ontology annotation, biological process: regulation of DNA-templated transcription.